AUAUAAUUCAUAUACCAUAUACUUCAUCCUUUAGCAGUCAUGCACCCAAUUGAUCUUCAAUAGCAGCACCCACACACCACCCAGUCCUAGGCAACCACUAAUCUACUUUCUGUCUGUAGAUUUGCCUGUUCUGGACAUUUCAUAGAAAUGGAAUCAUACAAUAUGUGGUCUUUUGUGUCUGGCUUCUUUCACUUAACAAUGUUUAUAAUUUCAUGGUUCAUCGAUGUUCAUUCCUUUUCAUUGCUGAAAAUAUUCCAUUGCAUGGAUAUAUAACACACUUUAUCCAGUCAUCAUUUGAUGGACAUUUGUCUCCAAUUUUUGGCUGUUAUUAGUAGAGCUGCUAUAUCCCAUUAAUAUUUGCAACAAACAUUUGCAAAUAUUUCGGAGAGUCAGUGGAAAAAUAUUAAACUAGGAGUUCUGAAACCUAAGGUCUACUCUAGCUUUGGUAGUAAUUCCAUAUUCACUAAAGGAGAUUUGACUAAAAUUUCUUUGCCCUACCAUAGUCAAAAAUUUCAUUUUAUUUUUUGUCUUUUCAAGUGUGGGGCCUCAGACUGAGUCCUGCAGCAGAAGAAACAUUAGGUCAUUACAACUCAUUAUUCCCUAACACACAGAAAAUGGAUGAAAAUAAAGAUACUGAUUCCAAAGAAACUGGAGAAUAUGAAGAUGACUUUGAAAAGGACCUGGAGUGGUUAAUUGAUGAAAAAGAACAAAGUGAUGUCAACAUAAUAGAGAUGGCUUGUGGGAAUGAAGAGAGCAUUAGCAAAGAGUUAAAAGAGAAUGAAACAGAAGCCGAACACACGGGACAGCUUCCUGAUCCUGACACAUCCUCGAGGGAUGAGGCUUCACCAAGAAGAAAUGACUUCAUUUCCGUACCGAGUAGUCAGUCUUUGGAACCCAUGUCAGAUUCAGACAGUGAAAACUCCUUCCAGGAAUCCAAACUGGAAAGCCAGAAAGAUGUGGAGGAGGACGAGGAUGAGGAAGUGAGGAGAUACAUUAUGGAGAAAAUUAUACAAGCCAACAAGAUUCUACAGAAUCAAGAACCCGUGAAUGACAAGAGGGAGCGGAAACUGAAGUUCAAGGACAAAUUAGUGGAUCUCGAAGUUCCUCCGCUGGAAGACACUGACGACUACAAACGUUGUUUUGAAAAUGAGAGCAAUGUGUCUGGGAAACUGUCGCAGUUACAUAUUUCCAAUGAACUUGGACAGGAAGGUGUGCUCCUGUCGCUCCCUGGCGGGAGCUGUGAGGAGAACAAGGACAGGAAGGUACUGGUCGAGAGAGACGGGAAGUUUGAACUUAUGAAUCUGCAAGACAUUGAGAGUCAGGGGUUCUUGCCCCCCAUUAGCAAUGUCAACAGUUCAGAACAUGACGCUCAGCAGUCAUCAGCCAGGUCCUCCAGCUCAGCUGUCAGUGGUGUCAAGAAGGAAGAGCCUGCAGCAAAGACCCAGGGCUCAUCCACAGAGGAGCCCGCGGCUUUCCCCCCUCAGCCGCCACCCAACCCCAAGGCUCGGCCCAGCUCUGCUGCCAACUCAGAGCCCAGUAAGGGGAAUGGGAAGUCUAAUCACAGGAUACAGUCUGCCAAUGUCUCUCCAGUGACCUCCACGUAUUGUCUUUCUCCGCGACAGAAGGAACUGCAAAAGCGGCUGGAACAGAGGAGAGAGAAGCUGAGGAGGGAGGAAGAACUACGGAAAAUAGAAGAAGAGAAAGAAAAGAAAAAGGAGAACGACAUAGUGUUUAAAGCGUGGUUGCAAAGGAAAAGAGAGCAGGUCGUAGAAAUGAGGAGAAUUCAGCGAGCAAAGGAAAUUGAAGACAUGAGCAGUAGACAGGAAAACAGAGACCCACAACAAGCUUUUCGAUUAUGGCUUAAAAAGAAGCACGAAGAGCAGCUGAAAGAAAAAAAGACAGAAGAACUACGAAAGCAGGAGGAAUGCUUGUUCUUCCUCCAGGGGACAGAAGGCCGUGAACGGGCCUUUAAACAGUGGCUACGAAGGAAGCGGGUGGAAAAACUAGUGGAGCAACAAGCUGUCAAGGAAAGGACUAGACAGUUCCGACUGGAAGCAAAGCGUUCCAAACAGUUUCAGCCAUAUAUGUCCGAAGCCAAAUCCUUCCGUUUUACUGACCAUUACAACUGAAGGUAUCUAUUAAAUACUUCAUUUUGAAGCCACAAUCCUCAGAAUUUUGGAUAUUAUUUUUGUAUGCCCCUGUGCUUUGGUUAUACUCUGAAUUAUGGAAAUGGUACAUCUUUUUGGUGAUGUUGACAGUGAUUGAUCCUUUCUUUUUUACACUAGAACAAAAUAAAUUUCUUCUCUUGAUGUGUG
This is a messenger RNA of Myotis lucifugus (little brown bat), 2315 nucleotides long. It is a transcript of the gene CCDC181, whose product is annotated as coiled-coil domain containing 181. The transcript is spliced from 6 exons. Lineage: Eukaryota; Metazoa; Chordata; Mammalia; Chiroptera; Vespertilionidae. Gene Ontology annotation, molecular function: microtubule binding. The coding region runs from base 615 to 2129 and encodes 504 amino acids. The record is from RefSeq and is a predicted model, not a curated record.